ACUCAAAGGAGAGAAAAAACGCAAAUAAGAAUUUCAGUUAUUGAUUAAACAAACUUUGUCCACUUACGUCAAAAUAAGGCAAAAAGAAAAAAAAACAACUGAAUUGGAAAUUAUAUUUGCAAAGAUUGUUGAGUAACAACAGAUUUUAACAAAAAAAAUAAUACAAAUUAAUAUCGAAUUAGUGAUAAUAAAUUUCAAACGAAUAAUUUAAGGAAAACUUAACCAGAAUGUUGUUGCCAGAGCAAAUACGUCCUGGAUACUUGGAACGCAUACUGGAGAUUUUAAAGUCUCCGAUAAGACCAAAACACAUACGUUUGUCAGCUGUUCUCAUUUGCAUUAAUCAGUUUCUAAUUGCAAAUAUUCUGUUGUUCAUUGUGAUACUGGCUUACAUUCAUAUCGAGGAGGCCAACUCAAGGGCGAUUGCCGACAUGGAGGAUCAACGUGACAAUGCGUACUACAGUCUGCCGGACUUGAUAUUGAACCGCAUACGUUUUCACUUUGCCAACGACGUCACGAUGACAUCACGGGUCUUUGCCUUCUCGUUGGUCUGUUGCUCUGCCGUGUAUUUGCUGAGUGCCAUUGGCCUACUGAUUGGCAUCUACAAGAGUCGUGAGGAAUUCGUUUUGAUAUGGUUGAUACUGCAGGUAGCCUUCUUUAUUGGCGGAAUAGUCUUCAGCGUUUGGAUAUCGGAUGGUAAAUUAGUUGAGCAUACAGUUGGCAAAUUAUUUUUCUUUAUUAUGUCAGCUACUGUUCUCGUGUGUGAUGCAACAAUGUGGUACAUUAUUUAUUGCUUCUAUCACAGCAUACGUCUAAUGAACAAACUACGGGAAAUAGCCACUGUAGCCAUACCAUGUCCAGCGCCUGGAACGGUCCCCUUUCAUUUCAGGCGGGAAAAUAUGUAUUUAGGCAGCAAUGGCUAUAAACACAUUUUAACCGAAGCACCCGAUGGCAAUUAUUGAUUUUAAAUAGAUAAUAAAUUAUAUUUUUACUUGUUUUUCACCAAAAUUUACUUGAUCAAAUCAUUUAACAAUUAAUGUUUUCCUCAAACAAUUUAUAUACUUAGCAUUAUGAUUAUUU
Molecule: messenger RNA, 1077 nt
Organism: Calliphora vicina (urban bluebottle blowfly)
Lineage: Eukaryota; Metazoa; Arthropoda; Insecta; Diptera; Calliphoridae
Gene: Fie
Product: Fire exit
Exons: 4
Coding region: 228-959 (243 amino acids)
Source: RefSeq, a predicted model, not a curated record